Diaporthe amygdali is the source of this 2784-nucleotide messenger RNA. RefSeq lists its product as uncharacterized. Lineage: Eukaryota; Fungi; Ascomycota; Sordariomycetes; Diaporthales; Diaporthaceae. The transcript has 5 exons. The record is from RefSeq and is a predicted model, not a curated record. Bases 1 to 2784 code for a protein of 927 amino acids.
AUGGCCGCCAAUCCCCCGCAUGCCAGUGGUCCUGCUCUCCCAUCCUCGGCCUCGGCCUCUGCCUCUGCUGCAAAUGGGACAAUCAUAGGCUACGACUACUCUACCAAUACUUACUACCACCAGCCCGUACCUGCUGCUACCCACGGCCCUUCUCUGGAUCGCCCUUCGUCAUCGACCCAAAACCACGCCGAUCCCUAUCCCACGACGUCGUACAGCCACCAUCCGCAACUUCCCGGCCACCAGGACAACGACCAGACCCUCUCCAACACCCUCGCCAACUCGCAUCACCACGCCAAUAUCGACCAUCUCAUCGCGCCCGCACCCACGAGAUUCGGCGGCGCCGCCAAGUUCACUGAAGAAUGGGAUGCUAGCCAGCGUGGAAGCUCCAUCAUCAACGGUCCCGUCCCCCGUCGCACCGACAACAUGGCGGGCAGCAUACAUCGCUCCAACUCCUUCUCCGGCUCCACCACCGGCAGUGCCCUGGGCGGCCUGGAUGGCCACAGCAGCGUCCAGCUGUCGCGGAACAACACCCUCAAGAAGAGGUCUUCGCUGCGCAGGGCUAGCAGCAUGAGGCGCUCUGGCAGUCGCCGGAGCAUGAAGGCCGGCAGUGUCAGGAGCCUAGCCCUGCAGAGCAACCCGGACGAGGACGAGCUGCAUAGCGCCUUUCACUGCCCCGUGCCCACCACCGGCAAUCCCACUGAAGCACUGGCGAACCGCUUCCAGGAAUGGCGCAAGGUCCUCAAAGACCUGAUCACCUACUUCAAGGAGAUCCAGACCCAUUACGAGACAAAGUCCAAAUCGCUGGUGAAGCUCGCGAACGUCCUGAACAACGUUCACAUGCCGCCAGGCUUCCUGUCUUCUGGUGGACUCGACGAUGCGGUGCAGGUUCUGCGCAACUACAACUCACAAGCCAUCAUCGAAGCCAACAAAGCUCGCGAAAUCGAGGAGGACGUCAUCUUGGCUCUGACAGGCCUGAGGAGCGAUUUGCAACUCAAAAUCAAGGAAAUCAAAGGUCUGUCGGGUGACUUCAAGAACUCCGUGGAAAAGGAAAUGGACACAACGGCCCGCGUCGUCAGCACCCUCCAAGAAGUUCUCGGCAAAAGCGACCUUGACUCCUCCUUGACGACUGGCAAGGAGGAUCCAUACCUGCUCCGCCUGGCUGUGGAUAGACAGCUCGAGAGGCAGCUGGACGAGGAGAAUUACUUGCACCAGGCAUACUUGAAUCUGGAGAAUUCUGGCCGCGAGCUCGAGUCUAUUGUCGUUGGAGAAAUUCAGAAAUCUUACAAUGCUUACGCGGGCAUCAUGAAGCGAGAAUCCGAGGCUGCCUGGACCGCUAUCGAGGAACUUCGCGUUGGACCCAUCGCGAUGCCCAAGGACCACGAAUGGGCCAGCUUUGUGAAAAGGGACGACCAAUUCGUGGACCCAAACAUUCCUAUUCGGUCCUCCCAGCACAUUCACUAUCCUGGGAAAGACCACUAUGCUUGUCAGGAGAUCAGAGCCGGUCUGUUAGAAAGAAAGACCAAGUAUGUGCUCUCUCCAACUCAUCUUCAUGAGUUCAAAUCUGCGGACAAGACUCAGUCUCCUGUCAUGUCCCUCUAUCUGCCGGAACAAAAAUUGGGAUCUCGCUCGCAGGUCGGUGGAAGCUCGCCGAAGUUCAUUCUCAAAGGCCGACAGACCGGCGGCGUUCAUAGAGGACACUCGUGGGUCUUCCGCGCCGAAAGCUUCGACACCAUGAUGGCUUGGUAUGAAGACAUCAAAGCCCUCACCGAGAAGACACCCCAGGAACGGUCCGAAUUCGUCCGUGGCCACUCAAGAAGCUUCAGCCGAUCGUCAUCGCGACGAUCAGUGUCUAGUGAUGGGGUUGUUGACGAGGAUGACGACGAGCCGUAUUCGGCGCACAACUCCGCAGCGGCCCUUGGUCAACCCGGCUCAGGAUAUCAGCAAGACGUACCGAGACGUCCAUCUCCAGGUGGGCGCUUUCCGUCAGAUCUCCAGGUCACCGCACAACGAGGCUUACAGGCUCCUCUGUCGCCCUCUAGCUCAAGCUCGCAGGGCUUCAACGACAGACAACAACAUCAACCUAGGAAUGACAGCGAUAUCGUAGCUGCGGCAGGGGCCCUUCCCGGAAGCAGCUUUGAACAGCACUACCCAUCCACGACAGCGCCGCCGAACGACCCGGGAUACGGAUAUGGUAGUACCGUUCAAGCUCCGAUCGAGCAAUCCCACGCGCGUGCUGCCGAGGCAAGCCAGGAGGCACAAGAGGAUGGCAUCAACCCCUACACGAGCGAGUCGGUUCACACACAGGAUAGAUCCGGCCUCUAUGACCAACACCCAGCCACAAUCAUCGCCAGACAGGCACAGAACGAGGAUAACAGGACCGAGACUUUGAGGAUGCGAAGGAAGAGCAGUCACGAAGCCGAGUGGCUGGGAGGAGGGCCGGUCGAGGCUGCUGCAAUCCCAGUAGUUGCUAGCAGGAACGAGCCUCAAGAGCUCAACGACCGGAGUGGUGGUGUCAUCAACACAGGUGUUUAUAUGGAUGGCACGUUGAACAAUGACAAGGCCGUUUUGGCCCAAGACCAUCAUUACUUGAACUUGAAACAGCUCCCACACACGACAGUUGCACCGAUGCCGGCGGAGCACACGAACAACACGGCAGGAUACCUGAGCAGGCCGGCCCCGAGCGAGAGGACUGAGAGUGACGCCACGCUGAGCAGCCAGAUCACCGUGCCGACUAUCUCAAACCUUCACAUCCCCGGCGAGUACCCCAAAGCAUCGGCAAACUAG